Entamoeba dispar SAW760 is the source of this 657-nucleotide messenger RNA. RefSeq lists its product as uncharacterized. The record is from RefSeq and is a predicted model, not a curated record. The coding region runs from base 1 to 657 and encodes 218 amino acids. The transcript has a single exon. NCBI's taxonomy places the organism in Eukaryota, Evosea, Mastigamoebida, Endamoebidae.
AUGAAAGAAUUAUAUUUUGCAUUUUUUAUUUCUGUUGUGAUGUCAGAGUAUUUUAUUGUUUCUCCAUUAAAUAAAGGAAAUGAAAGUGUAGGAAUUCAUCCAGUGUAUGAGUUGGGCAGAUGCUAUAAUGUACUUCAGGGAAUAUCAACAGUGUACACUCGUGUUGAAGACAGUAUCAGGAUUCGAACAUAUCAAGCUGAUGGUUGCACUGGAGAGUCAGAUGCUUUAGUAUUUGAGCUAACUGAUAACCUUGCCAAACAAAUGUUUUGUACUGGUAGUACUGAUUGUCUUCUUGAAUUUGGAGAAAUUCCAAAUAACAUUGGUCACUAUAGCUCUAUAAAAAGAGGUAAAGAAUGUAGUGAAGAGAAUGAAGAAGUAAGUAUUUACAUUACAGAUGGAUGUUUCUAUUGUCAAACCGACGAUGGAAGAUAUUGUAAGUAUGGUGCACAUAAUGGGUAUAUGUCAUUAGGAACUUAUCCAAACAAUAAAUGCGACGAAAGUGAGAGAAGUGAAGAACAACAAAUAUACAAAUGUGGUUGUUCAACUGGAGUUUAUGGCUAUUGCUCAAAUAAUACUAAUGACUCAAAUUCAGUACCUUCUGAAUCUAUUUCGUUAUUAGCUAUUGCUAUCAUCGCAAGUCUUGGAUUUUUAAUUUAA